Molecule: messenger RNA, 1538 nt
Organism: Exophiala dermatitidis NIH/UT8656
Lineage: Eukaryota; Fungi; Ascomycota; Eurotiomycetes; Chaetothyriales; Herpotrichiellaceae
Exons: 4
Coding region: 269-907 (212 amino acids)
Biological process (GO): mitochondrial respiratory chain complex I assembly
Source: RefSeq, a predicted model, not a curated record
UUUAGCCGCCAAGGAAAUCCCGCCCGUCGCUCACUGCACUGCACUGUACGGCGGAGCUACCAAUGCGGUGCCGUGUAAAGCAAGCACUUCAAGUUGCUGAACUACAGUCCUACAAUUCAUCCGCGUCCGAGUCUGUCUCAACUCCGUAUUAACCUCCCACGAACUCCCUCGACGCCUUCAUUUCCCCGACAAAUCCAGCGUCUCACUGUCCAGCUGCUGAUGAGGUGAUCCGGACAGCAUUGGUGUGCAGCCUUGACUAGCCGCAGCCAUGGCGGACAUAUUUGACUCGAAACCAACCUACAAUUCCGAAGAACCUGUCUAUCAGCCCAAAGAUGCACUCGCAACGUCGUUGCGCGGAGCGACUCUGGCGGGUGCAGCAGGUCUGUUCCUGGCCUCCGUCCAAAAUACCAUGGCGAAGGGCGACGUCGGAAUUUUAAGUGUCUUCACACGAUUUGGGACCACAGUAGGAUUGUUCACGGCCGUGGGUGGUACAUUUGCAUUCACCACCACCGCAUGUGCCAAUCUGCGGGAAAAGAACGACCCCUGGAACCACGGAAUUGGAGGUGCAAUUGCUGGCGCUCUCCCCGGUCUUGCAAAGAGAUCAAUGCCGGCGACGCUUGGAGGCAGCUUCGCCCUGGGUGCAUCCAUGGCCGUAGCCAGCUACACAGGCCGCUCUGUGUUCGAGUCAGCUUCAGACGAACCCCAACUCGAUCGUAUCGGGUACAAAGAGGAGGCGAAGACGCGAUACAGAAGACCAAUCAAUGAAACUAUCAACGAGCUUGGAGAAGGAAGAGGCAUUUACGGACCAGGAUACGAAGAGAGACGGAAACAAAGAAUUAAAGAGAAAUACGGAAUCGACAUACAGCAGCCAUAUUAUAUGGGAGCGUCGAGUCCGCCAGCUGAAUGAUGCUCCACCGCAGAGCUACUACAACAGCGCUGCAAUUUGGGAGGAUAUCCGGGUUCAUGGGCCUGCAUAGAAAUGACCCUCAUAUUGCAUCCUGACUGAUUGUUCUUCCAUUCGCCCUGGGAAACACGGAUGAGAUGUUUCCCACCGGAAAGCAGCCCAAGUACUCAGUUCAUGUGAGCGGAAGCUGCGGAACCGUUUCCCCGUGAGUCAGAUGGAUGUAUGUACCUUACUGCUCAAAUGCUACAAAUCCCAUGCAACAAAACUCUCGCGGCGUCUGGCAACUGUUCUUACUUAGUCCAAACUUUUGCAACCAAGCUUCUUGGGUUCCAAUUCCGCUUCUGAUCUCGUCUAAUACAACACCUCCGCUUGAAGCGACCAAGCAAUAUUGUGGUGAGCGGAGAUGUCAGUGGUUGGAAGCCAGAGCAACUUCUGUCGAAUGCUGUAGAAGUUUUCCAAUGGACCGGGAAACCGAGAGCUCGGCAGCUUCCGCUUGGGCUAUCAUCCACAAGCGCACCGCCAUGCCUACUGUACCUAGGUAGAUGAUGUAGCAAGAAGCGCCACAAUAAUAAGGAGUACAUUGUAUCCUAUUAGUAGAUAUAGGGAAGCCAGCUAUCCAGGUAUCCAUUUCUCC